GCAGUCACCUCGGUGUUUGCAAAUAUUGAGUAGGCUUCUCAGCAACUAUCUUCUGGAGCGCGAGCGAGCGAGCGAGCGAGCGAGCCCCAGGAGUGGGAAGGCAAUCUCAACAGCAAGCAUCGAGGAGACUGCAAAAAGCUACAGAAAUAGCGAAAACAACAAAAGCCAAACCAGCAAAAAGAAGAAGAAGAAGGGGCCCCCCAAAAAACAAAAAAAAAACCUUUGAUCUAUUGCUGUGCAAUUAAACUUUGCAUGAAACUUUGCUUUUUUUAAUAUAUAUAUAUAUUAUUUAAAAUAUAUAUACGUUUAUAUAUAUAUAUAUGCACAUAUAUAUAAAUAUAUACAUAUAUUUAAAAAAAACUUCGUCUGAAAUUCUGAACAGGAAUUUAAUAUAUAUAUAUACUUAGCCGUAAAUUGCUGAUUUUUUCCCACCCCUUUAAGGUACUUUCUGCUGGGUGAUAUUUUCCCUCCCCCUUUUUUGUGAUAUUUUUUUUUGCUUUGAUUUCGGUGGUCUUUGGAGGAGGAGGAGAAGGAGGAGGAAGUGAGACUUUUUGUAAAUAGCUGGUCGUAUUUCUGUCACCAUCACCUGCUGUGGCGACUUCAGCUGAGAGCCGGAGCCCGAGAACCUCCUUCGCGCUGCUCCGCUCUUCCGACCUGCGAAAAAAACCCAGCGAUUUGACGCUGCCUUUGUGGAGGGCUUCUUGUUGCAACUUUCGUUCCUCGCUCCGCCUCCUCCCGCGAAAGGCAUGGAUGUACUUCCAAUGUGUAGCAUCUUUCAGGAACUCCAAAUUGUUCACGACACUGGUUACUUCUCCGCCUUGCCAUCUCUGGAGGAAUACUGGCAACAGGUAAAGGAGGAUGGGGAAAUGCCUAAAGAAUGUAGCUUGGUUACUAUUUUUGACUCUGCAUUCUUGACAAGAGAAAAGCCUUACAGAUGCUCAUGGGAAGGAUGUGAGUGGCGCUUUGCAAGGAGUGAUGAGCUAACCAGACAUUUCAGAAAGCACACGGGUGCAAAACCUUUUAAGUGUAAUCACUGUGACAGGUGCUUCUCCAGGUCUGACCAUCUGGCUCUUCACAUGAAGAGGCAUCUCUGAAUGAUUGGAAGCUUGAAUCCUGUGGGCUAAGAGGCAUCGAGGUCAAGAUGGCCUUGGAUGAAAGGAUGCAUAUUCCAGCCAAAGCAUGCCAUUUUGCACCCUAACUCAGUGGCCUCCAGGUCCUCUCUUCCAUGGAAGGUUUUUAGAGGGCUAGAUAAGUCAUGUAAGAAAUGGCUGCAGUGACCAUAUAUGGUGCAGGUCUCCAGCCCAGGGGACCAAACCUUUCCGAAUGGCUUCCGACGCCUUCUGCCGUGAGCGAACUGGGAGUGUUAAUGAAUGGACAACUUGUGUGUUAUGGAGGAUCUACUGGAUGACUGGAUGCUGAGGCACAUUUUUUUAAAGAAAAAAAAAACAUUUGUUCCUUGUUGUUUUCUAACCGUAAGAGAGAAAAAGCUGUCUGAACAUGGGAUUAUUAUUUUUUUUAAUUUUAUUUUUAAUUUGGGUGGGUGGGUGGCGCAUGUGAAGAGUGUUAUGUAAGAUGGAAGGAUGCACAUCCUUUUGAUGGGGGGAGGGGGAAAUGGUGUCUGCACCUUUUUUUCCCUUUUUUUUUUGUUUUCUGAAGGGGGAGAUGGAAGGGAGGGAAGAAAGGAAGGAAGAAAAAUCAGAAUAGAGAAUAUCGGCAUGGGUCCCUAUCCUGUGUGAAAGGAGAUUUUGGUGUCUGGUGCAGCUAUUAAAUGUGCAAUGUCUCCCGUAGCUUGUCUGACUUGCUACAGAGCUCAUUUGUAAUCCAUUGUAUAAGCUGUGUAUUUACAAUAUAACACAACCUAUAACUUUUUUCAUUAUAAUACAAAGGUUAUUGCAUGGUUCUGGAGAACUAGAUGCUUUCCCAUUCUGUAAUCAGGACUGCCAUUUCUCUUUCUCCCUCUCCCUCCCUCUCUCUCUCUCUCUCUCUCUCUCUCUCUUUCUCUCUCUCUCUCUCUUUCUCAACUCCGGUUCAAAGCUGCUACACUGCAAUUGGUUUAAUGUUACAUAACAUACCAAACCCAAAUAGUGUUCCCCCACCCUUCCUUGAAUUACUUUUUGCUUUGUCCUAUUGGGUGGAUAAAACCACUGUAGGUUAGAGAUGGAUAUUAAAACAAAAACAAAAAAGGAACUCGUGCAGCUGUUUUCCCCAUUGCCUCAACACCUACCUUCUUAUCUUUUAUUUAUGCCUUGAGGUCUAAUUUCUGGUUUUCUACCUGUUAAUGCACUGUUGACCUUAAUAAUGGUGCCUUAUGCAAAUUGAAC
Molecule: messenger RNA, 2321 nt
Organism: Thamnophis sirtalis
Lineage: Eukaryota; Metazoa; Chordata; Lepidosauria; Squamata; Natricidae
Source: RefSeq, a predicted model, not a curated record